This is a messenger RNA of Serpula lacrymans var. lacrymans S7.9, 831 nucleotides long. RefSeq lists its product as uncharacterized. The record is from RefSeq and is a predicted model, not a curated record. The transcript has 4 exons. The coding region runs from base 1 to 831 and encodes 276 amino acids. Lineage: Eukaryota; Fungi; Basidiomycota; Agaricomycetes; Boletales; Serpulaceae.
AUGAGGGUGCUGGUGGGAGAGGUGGGGGUUGAUGGGGGAGAGGUUGGUUGGAGAGGCGACAGAGAGGGCGGAGAGGUUGAGAGAAAGGUUGGUGGAGCGGUCCUGCUGCUGGUUGGGGUAGUAGGUGAAGUGGGAGUGGUCAGAAAGAGAGGAGGGUGGCGAGACGGGAGAUGGGAAGGUGGAGGACGGAGAGUGGGGCUGCUGCUGGGGAUGUGUGGGGGUGAGGAGUCCAUCGAGUGGGGCGAGGAGGACGACGAUGGCGACGAUGGCGACGACGACGAUGAGAGAGAGAAAGAAAGACGGAUCGAGGAGAUUUCUUCAGCGAUGGUCGACAGCAAGGUUUGCUCUAAUGUACGCUGCCUUGCUGUAUCCUCGGCACACUCGGCAAAGGCUGUGUGUUAUGGCAUGUGUACUCGAUCUCUGCCACCUCCACCUCCACCACCACCCGUACUCGUCCAUGGCUCUCUUGCUUCAGUCGCAACGUGCCCCCUCAUCUCAUCGCUGCCUGGUGUACGUGACCUCACCGCUCUACGUCCCUGUGUUCGAUCGGGCACGCAGAUCCGUUCUUCAUUCAACAACACCGCUUUAUCCAGCGAUAUCAGAAUACUCACCACUCAUCUCACAGCCGCACACGGUGGCUCACUGGCACCCACGCCCACACACCGCGCUGCCGCCUCUUUCUUUUUCUGUUCCGGUCCCAAUGAUCCUUGGCUCUCCAGGUUCGUGCAUUCUUUCAUUUUCAUCCCUUUCCGUCUUCAUCCCUCUUCGACGUCCUCGAUCCUUGCCUCUUUCGGUACCCUUCUUUUCAACCCCAUCACCUCAUUUUCUUAA